Molecule: messenger RNA, 2091 nt
Organism: Polistes canadensis
Lineage: Eukaryota; Metazoa; Arthropoda; Insecta; Hymenoptera; Vespidae
Product: acidic mammalian chitinase-like
Exons: 8
Coding region: 259-1650 (463 amino acids)
Biological process (GO): carbohydrate metabolic process; chitin catabolic process
Cellular component (GO): extracellular region
Molecular function (GO): chitin binding; chitinase activity
Source: RefSeq, a predicted model, not a curated record
UUUUUUAUUUUUUAUAUUAUUAUUUUCAUACUGCAAGUAUUUGAAAAGUCCCAAAAUGUUACGGAAACAAAGCGCCGGUGAUGUCGUGCAUAGUCUUUAUAGGCGACCGUAGCGACAUUUUUCUUUGUUGCGAACAAAGCGCCUUGUCAUAUUUUGUUUUUGUCAAGAAUUAAUCAAGGACUGAUUCUUAUAUAUUUAAAAUAUAAUAAAUAUAAAAUAUAUAAUAAGAACAUUUUGCAUACUAAAGGAAAACUAAAGAUGUCUACCUAUGUCAUAAAAGAUCUUGGUACAGAAAUAAAAGAAUCUUAUGAACCUUUACGACAACACAGAUCCUAUUAUAAUAUGACAAAACUGGAAAUAUUUGUUUUUACAUCAUUUAUAUUAUCUACUUUAUCUUUUGUGGGUAUGGAUAUGUACUCGAGGAUAGAAACAGAUGGACAACAACUUAUAAACUUCACUCGAAUAAACUUACUGGAAAAAUUACUGUCAUGGUCAAUGCAUCAGAAUAAGGACACAGAUAUAAAUAUAAGCAUAGAUUACAAACGGCAAUCUAACAAUUCCACAGAAAAAUUUGUUGUAUGCUAUUACACAAUACCUGAAAACUGGAGUACAAAAUGGGAUCUUUCUCCCAUACAAAUAGAUCCAUAUAUUUGUACCCAUAUUAUAGUAGGAUUUGCAAGUAUCACAAAUUGUAGUGUUGAUAUGGGUGUCGAUGAGUGGGCUUAUGCAGAAGUUGUAAAUAUCAAGAAUGAUAAUCCAAGCUUAAAAGUUAUGAUUAGUAUAGGUGGUGGUGGUGAUGAAGCGAAUUCUGGAUUUUCAGAUAUGAUUAAGAACCAUGCAAAUCGAAAACAAUUUAUAAGAUCUGUGUUAAAUGUAACAGAGAAAUUGAACUUCGAUGGAUUAGAUCUCGAUUGGGAAUUCCCAACGUGGUCGACUGGAAAAGAAAAAGAGAAAAUACAUUUUGCACAGUUAAUUCAAGAAAUAAGAAAGGAAUUCGAUCGCAGUAGGAGAAAAUUAAUUUUAUCUGUAGCAGUGGGAGCUCCACAAGCAAUCAUAGAUCAAUGCUAUAUUGUUCCUAAUAUGGCGGAGCACGUUGACUUUAUAAAUCUUAUGUCGUACGAUUAUCAUUUUUUUGAGAAGUAUUUUCCUGUAACUGACUUGAAUGCUCCAUUGUUUCCGAAUAAUAUGGAAUUGGGAUAUUUAUCCAAACUUAAUGUAAACUUCUCUGCACAUUAUUGGGUAACUAAAAAAAUGCCAAGAGAUAAAAUUGUCGUCGGUAUACCAAUGUAUGGUCAUUCGUAUAAAUUAGAUAAUCCUCUAAAUCACAAGUUACUAGCACCAGCUAUAGGAUUUGGACAAUUAGGUUCUAAAGGUUUUGUAUCAUAUUCAACUAUUUGUCAAUUUCUGGAUAGCGGAGCAAUUAGCGUGUUUGAAAAUACAAGCAAAGUACCAUAUGCUUACAAAGAUUAUGAAUGGAUAUCAUACGAUGAUAAUCAUAGUAUUUAUUAUAAAACUAAGUGGAUACUUGACAACAAUUUUAAAGGUGCUAUGGUAUUUUCUCUUAACGUCGACGAUUGGAAAAAUGAAUGUAAUGCAAACGAAACCUUUUCAUUGACGCGUGCUAUAACAAAAAUGUUAAGAGGAAAGUAGAACAUAAGAAAUUAAAAAAUUAAUUAGUUUCUACUCAUGUGAUUUGUAUUAUGAUGUGAUAUUUAACUAAAAAGAGUAAAAAAUAUGCGUGAAGAAUCGAUGUAAUCGAGACCAUAUAAGGUUUUACUAUUUUCUACAAAUUAACGCAUAUGCGAGUAAUCUGUACGUACACUCUGUGAGAAUUGUCGAGAUAUUCCUAAGUAUCAAUAUUAUUUACAUAAUGAAAUGACCGACACUACCUCAAAACUGAAGUACAAUCAAAGUAUAUAAAAUAUUAAUAUAUACAGCUAAUUAAUAUCAAAGAAGAAAAAUAUGUACAAAAACUAAAGCAUGUAAAUAUUUAAAAAUUAUAUAAUAUUGCUAAGAAGUAUGGAAUUUGAUGUUAGCUGGUCAAGGUAGAUAUAAAUAAACAAUAUUAAACUGACUAAAUGCGAUGAAAUA